AUUAUUAAAUAAAUAAACAAGAGGCAGUAGUGUUGGUAGUGGGAGUCUACAGUACAGCCCGUCUGUACGUGUGGUGAUCGUGAUCAGUUGGGACGACCUUCCAAGAGUGUACAUGAAUAGUACGGCAUAUUUACUGCUCCACGUACAGUGUUACAGCUACGUAGGUCGAGGUGAUCCUGAGUAACUCCUAUAUUCGUCACUGCCAAUCAAAAGAAAUUCACUGGACUACUGAAGUGUGACUCGUCUUGCAGUGCUACGUAUUACAAAUGAUCAAAAAGAGAGACUGUUGCACAGAAACUGAAUCAACAUUGAAUAAGUUUCACAGACAACAGUGUUCUGAAAAUUGAUUAUUGUAUUGAAAAUUUUGGUCAUUGACAGCUAAUCAGUUUAUAAUGGUGGGUGAAAGAAAGAGAGUUAGGGGUAGAGGUGGCAAAAAUCAAAAUAAAAGCAAAACUCAUGACCAACAAGUUAGACAGCCUAAGAAAAAACUGGUGAAUGAUAAACAGUCUGGUGCAAGUAGUUAUGAAACUCCAGAAAAAGAUAAACCUCAUCAAGGUGAAGAUACUUUUAGCCAAGCCACAAGUCCUCAGAAAGGCAACAAUCAACACCAGUAUGAUGUAUUUAAUACUGAAUGUGUGAGAGGUUCUCCUAGUCCAGAUACCUUACCACAACUUAAACAGCAUCUAAAACAAUUGGAUAGACAACAACAGGGCAAAAAAAAACACAGCCAUAGUAAAAGCUCCAGUCUUGAAGAAAAUUCUGCAAGUAAAGUUCCCUCAUCAGAAGUUACUUUUACUGAGCAACAGCCUUGUCAGGAUGAUAAAGGUCAUGAACAACAGGCAUCUGCAAAUAAAGGCCCUUGUGUGUCUAAUAAGCGUGAACUUGAACACCAAUCACCAAGUCUACAAGAUGGUACACCUAAUAAGUGCCUUUGUGUGGAACCUGUCUACAAGACUCGAGGAAAUAUCCAAAAUGAAAUUGAAUGGUUUUAUGCCAAGGAAAAUGAACAGCUAAAUGCCCAGAAAAGUGAACAGCUUAAUGCCCAGAAAAGUGAACAGCAUAAUGCCCAGAAAAGUGAACAGCUUAAUGCUGAAGAAAAUGAACAUCUUGGUGCUAAGGAUAAAGAGCAGCUUAAUGCUGAGGAAAAUGAAAAUCUUGGUGCUCAGGAAAAAGAGCAGCUUAAUGCUGAGGAAAAUGAACAGCUUAAUGCCCAGGAAAAUGGACAGCUUUAUGUCAAUGAAAAUGAACAGCUUAAUGUCAAUGACAAUGAACAGCUUAAUGUCAAUGAAAAUGACAAGCUUGAUGCCAAGGAAACUGGACAGCUUAUUGUCCAGGAAAAUGAAGAGCUUAAUGCAAAGGAAACUGGACAGCUUAUUGUUCCGGAAACUGGACAGCUUAUAGUCCGGGAAAAUGAAGAGCUUAAUGUCGAGGAAACUGUACAGCUUAUUGUCCAGGAAAAUGAACAGUUAAAUGCCAAGGAAACUGGACAGCUUAUUGUCCGGGAAACUGGACAACCUAUUGUCCAGGAAAAUGAACAGCUUAUUGUCCAGGAAACUGAACAGCUUAUUGUCCAGGAAAAUGAAGAGUUUAAUGCCCAGAAAAAUGAAGCGAUUAAUGCUGAAGCAAACAAAAAAGUUUAUACCAAGCAGGAUGAACAGUUCACAACGACGACAAUUAAUCAACAGUUUGGUACCAAGAACACGAGGAAUAAUGAUAAAACAACCAAACACACUGAUGCAGAGGCAGAUUAUAAAAGUGACACUAAAGAAAGCAAAUGGGUAGAUCUUGCUGAAAAUGAACUGCUUGAAAAUACAGAGGCUAAUACCGUGGGAAAUGAAGAGCCUGAUGUUACAGAAAAUGAAGAGCCUGAUGUUACAGAAAAUGAAGAGCCUGAUGUUACAGAAAAUGAAGAGCCUGAUGUUACAGAAAAUGAAGAGCCUGAUGUUACAGAAAAUGAAGAGCCUGAUGUUACAGAAAAUGAAGAGCCUGCUGUUAAGGAAAAUGAAGAGCCUGAUGUUAAGGAAAAGGAAGAGCCUGAUGUUAAGGAAAAUGAAAAGCCUGCUGUUAAGGAAAAGGAAGAGCCUGAUGUUAAGGAAAAUGAAGAGCCUGAUGUCAAGGAAAAUGAAGAGCCUGAUGUCAAGGAAAAUGAAGAGCCUGCUGUUAAGGAAAAUGAAGAGCCUGCUGUUAAGGAAAAUGAAGAGCCUGAUGUAAAGGAAAAUGAAGAGCCUGAUGUAAAAGAAAAUGAAGAGCCUGAUGUCAAGGAAAAUGAAGAGCCUGCUGUUAAGGAAAAGGAAGAGCCUGAUGUAAAGGAAAAUGAAGAGCCUGAUGUAAAAGAAAAUGAAGAGCCUGAUGUCAAGGAAAAUGAAGAGCCUGCUGUUAAGGAAAAUGAAGAGCCUGAUGUAAAGGAAAAUGAAGAGCCUGAUGUAAAAGAAAAUGAAGAGCCUGAUGUCAAGGAAAAUGAAGAGCCUGCUGUUAAGGAAAAGGAAGAGCCUGAUGUAAAGGAAAAUGAAGAGCCUGAUGUAAAAGAAAAUGAAGAGCCUGAUGUCAAGGAAAAUGAAGAGCCUGCUGUUAAGGAAAAUGAAGAGCCUGAUGUAAAGGAAAAUGAAAGCCUGAUGUUG
This is a messenger RNA of Homarus americanus (American lobster), 2618 nucleotides long. Its product is annotated as probable serine/threonine-protein kinase kinX. The annotation marks the transcript as partial. The transcript is spliced from 2 exons. The record is from RefSeq and is a predicted model, not a curated record. Lineage: Eukaryota; Metazoa; Arthropoda; Malacostraca; Decapoda; Nephropidae.